Molecule: messenger RNA, 6542 nt
Organism: Dama dama (fallow deer)
Lineage: Eukaryota; Metazoa; Chordata; Mammalia; Artiodactyla; Cervidae
Gene: C4H19orf47
Product: chromosome 4 C19orf47 homolog
Exons: 11
Coding region: 323-1486 (387 amino acids)
Cellular component (GO): nucleus
Source: RefSeq, a predicted model, not a curated record
GGCAGCCGGGCCGAGGGAGGUGGGUCUGACAGUUGGCGCCGCCGGGAGGGCGGGCGGCGCGAGUGGGCGCGGGCCCAGAGGGCCAGACCGUAGCCUGCCAAGCUCCUCUGUCCAUGGGAUUUCCCAAGCAAGAAUACUAGAGUGGGUUGCCAUUUCCUCCUCCAGAGGAUCUUCCAGACCCAGGGAUCGAAUCUGAGUCUCCUGCAUUGCAGGCAGAUUCUUUACCACCGAGCCACCAGGGAGGAUACCAGUACCUAAAGGCUUCUAGUCGUGGUGACGAGGCACUGAGGCUCCAGGGAGCGGCGUGAAGGCCCGGGAGACAAUGGUCUCAGUGACUAUGGCCACUUCCGAGUGGAUCCAGUUCUUUAAGGAAGCCGGCAUUCCUCCAGGACCUGCUGUCAAUUAUGCUGUGAUGUUUGUGGAUAAUAGAAUCCAGAAGAGCAUGCUGCUGGACCUCAACAAGGAGAUCAUGAACGAGCUGGGCGUGACCGUGGUGGGCGACAUCAUUGCCAUCCUCAAGCAUGCCAAGGUGGUGCACCGCCAGGACAUGUGUAAAGCUGCCACUGAGUCGGUGCCCUGCAGUCCCAGCCCCCUCCCAGGCGAGAUUCGUCGAGGUGCCUCAAGCGCCGCCUCCCGAAUGAUCACCAACAGCCUGAACCGAGACUCUCCACCUGGCACUCCCCCCAGGCGGCCGGACACCAGCACCUCCAAGAUCUCUGUCACCGUGUCCAACAAGAUGGCAGCGAAGAGUGCCAAGGCUGCUGCAGCCCUGGCACGCCGAGAGGAGGAGAGCCUGAGUGUUCCCACCAAGCGGCGCCGUGUGACGGCCGAGAUGGAGGGGAAGUACAUUAUCAACAUGCCCAAAGGCACCACCCCCCGGACCCGGAAGAUCCUGGAGCAGCAGCAGGCAGCGAAAGGUCUCCACAGGACAUCUGUGUUUGACCGCCUCGGCGCUGAGACCAAGGCAGACACCACAACGGGGAAUAAACCCACCGGAGUCUUCAGCCGCCUGGGGGCCACCCCCGAGACAGACGAGGACCUGGCCUGGGACAGUGACAACGACAGCAGCAGCAGCUCUGUCCUACAGUACGCCGGGGUCCUGAAGAAGCUGGGCCGCGCCCCCGCCAAGGCCAGCCCGCAGCCCGCACUGCCUGUCAAAGCCAAGGCCACGAGCUCGGCACCGGCCGCUGCCGCCCCCACGCUGCGGCGCCUGGCCCUCUCCUCGCGCCCAGCGCCCGAGAGGAAGCCGGAGGCCCUGUCCAAAGUCAGCAUCAUCCAGAGACUGGGCAAGCCCGCCCUCGUGCCCGAGGCCCAGGACAGCCAGGUCACCAGCACCAAGAGUAAGUCCUCCGCUGAGGUCAAGGUCACCAUUAAGAGGACUCUGGUGGGGCCCCGGGGGAGCAGCUCCAGCGAGGGCCUGGGUGCCCAGAUGGACCACACGGGCACCGUGAGCGUAUUCAAAAGACUGGGCCGGAGGACCUUCUAGCCCCAGGGCGGGGCGCAGGCCCCUCUCCUGACUCCCGGCUCCGUCAGUCUUCAGCGAGGGUGCGUCACCCCUCCCCGCCGGCUUCCGGAUGACUAGUCGCCCUCAGGUGUUCUGCCGGCCUGAGCUUUCCGGGGAGCCAGCUGGGUGUUCUGAGUCCGAAAGGGUCGCCGUGGCCCGGCCUUGCCGCUCUGGGACUUCCCUUCUCUCCCGUCCUCUGUUCUCUCCUCUUGACUGUGGCCUUGGCAGGACCUCCCCCUUUUACCUCUCCCAGUGCCAAGGACCCUUCUCCUCCCUCCAUGCCCUUCCUCUCUCCCAGCAGCAUCUGCUGCCUCAAACCCCCAUUCUGGGGCCUCCCUGUCCCCCAGAGUGGGUGCACCCCGAGGGGCCUCUGUGUCCCCCACCCGUGACUUCCUUGCCCGCCUGCCUCUGCCCACCCCCCACUGCUUUGCCCUCCCCCACUCUCUCCUGAUCUUCACUCUGUUCAUUUCUUUUCUGUUUUCUGUCCCCGUGGCAAGGCCCGACUGUCCGCUGCGUCCUGCCUGACCCUCCUGCACCUCCGGCCUCCCAGCGGCGCCCUCGUCGGCGGUGGCGUCGAGCCAGUAGAGACUGUUAGCCGCCCUCACUCCCAGGCUGGAGGGACCUUCCCAGACCCCGGGCUGCGGCCAGGGCACCCGUCCGGGUCUCUCUUCUCCCUAAAAGUCUGUGGCGGGUGGCGGGUAAGGGGCACUGAGAUGGGAAGCCAACACCGAGAGAAGAAAACAGCUAUUUUAAUAUAUUUUUGUGACUUUCAGACUGUUUCCCUCCCCUCCUUCAGGGGGUUGCAGGAUUGUUUUUUACACGAGGCACAGGAUAGGCUUGGCGCCCGUGGAGAGUUGGGCCAGCUCCCUCACACCUGUAGGCCGUGAUUUUGCUACCAGCUCUGGGGUGAAGGGAGUAAGAGUCAUGGUCAUCAUCCACUUGGGCCACCUCCUCCUCCUCUGGGCAGCCCACAGGGAUUCUGUCCAUCUGCCCUCCUCUUCAUAGGUUUCCCUCGUUUCUGCCAAUCUGCCUGUGAAUGGUUUUCCAGAUCACAGCUCCACUGUGAGGCUGUGGGUUCCUGUGGACUGGGUUGUUCACCUGCUCACUGCUGUGUGGCACCUGCUGUCUGCCAGGCCCAUUCUAGGGGCUGGGGCUCCAUCCAUGAGCCAAACAGACCUGUCCCUGUCUGCGUGGCUGACCUCGCCAGCCAGAGAGACAAGCAGUAAAGUGAUCAUGCUGCUCAGAGUCGGAAGGAAGGAUGAGCGCCCGUGACCAGGGUCUCUAGAUGUUUGGGGUAAGAAGGCCUUUCGGAGGAGGUGACCUGUGGGGUGGUUUAUGUGAAGUUCAGGAGCAGAGUGCUCAGGCAGGGUAAACAGGCAAGGCCAGGCCCUGAGGUGGGACCGGGGGACACGGAGGAGACCAGCAUGGCUGGUGCCCGAGUGAGUGAGUGACGGGCCUAAGGAAUUUGAACCCCUUCCCGAGAGCAUUGAGUUUGGGAGGGUUUGAGGCAAACAAGUGGUGAUCUGAGUUGCCUUGUGUGAAGGUUGCUGGGGCCACCGUGAGGAGGAGAAGUUGUCGGGAGGGUGGGAUGGAGGCAGGGAGGCAGCCUGGGGGGGAGUGGUGGGCUGGGGAGGAGAGAAAGGUGUGGACUUUGGGGUGCCUCGAGAGGGGCAGCAGGAUUCUCCCUGCGGAUGGGUUGGAAUUUGGGAAAAGACAAGGGGCUGGAUCACGCCUGGAUGGGGGACUUGAGCAUCCAGAGAAACAUGCUGUUUCGUAGCCCUGGGUGGGGCGGGAGGGCGCUCAGGUUUCACCGGGUUGACUGAGAGGUGAGCAGUCUGCGGGGAAUGCUCAGGGCCCAGCCAUGUUCGCAGCCGCGGGCCUGGUGAUACCAGCUACAGGAGAACAUAGAGAGAGAGGGGACCCAGAGGGGAGUGGGGGUGCUGUUCUCACCUGGAGAAUAGUCUCUGACAAGGAGAUUACCAAGGAGUGGUCAGGGAGUUAGGAGGAGAACUGAGAGCAGGUGAAAGUGAGGUUAGACUGCAUCCUUUUUUUUUUUUCCAUUUUCCAUUUCAACACAACACCAACCAUUUGAACCGUUCUUACGUGUCCUCUUCAGUGGCACUAAGUAUAUUCAUACUGUUGUGUAACCGUCAUCCGUCUCCAGACCUGUUUUUGUCUCCAUAAAUGAUCAUCCACUUAUUUUUAGUUUGUCGGCGACGUCAUACUGGGAGGCUGCUGCUCGCCAGGCAGAGUCCACGCACUGGGCCUGUGGUGUGAGGGGCCGGCCUUCAGUAUGAGGGGCAGUGAUAGAGCAGCCAUAGUCCCCCUCUCCUGGUGAGGGUCCAGGCCAGACCCUCGUGGGGCUGGUUGAGGUUGCUGACCUCAAGGACAGCAAAGGAUGGUGAUGUCAAGAUCCCAGAGGCCGCCCGUUUGAGUCAGGGCCACAAGGAGGCGCUCACACACAGAGACACUUUCCAUGUGGUUCUUCACCUCUUCUUUUUUUUCUUUAAAAACCCUCCUAGUGACUUCCUUGAGUUCCACCUCAUAGAUAGCUUCAUCAACUGUCAGGGUUGCCUGGAAGGGUUCCAGUUACUAAAUUUAAGAGCGCAGGGUAAUUUCUUAAUGCACAAUGGGAACUAAAAUGAUAUAAAAAUGUGUAGCUCACUUAGCACGACAAGCUUACCUGCUGUGAGGUAAGUCGAGGCACUGUUGCUCCUUACAGAGGCGCGGAGGGGGACAGACAGCUGGCGAGUGGCGGCACUGGGCGUGACGUUGGGAGGUGAGCAGGCGCCUCGCCCUCAGCCCCGGCCCUGUGCUGCCUCACCUGCAGAUCGGAACAGGGCCCCUUUUCGUAAAGGGGAGGGCAGGGUCCUGGGAGAGUGGUUUUGGGUGUCCUCGAGUUGUUUGCAUGUACACGCUACCCCGUCACCUACCCCAGGGAGCACUUGCAGCUCUGGAAGGCCAUGGGCCUUGAGGGCCGUGCCCACCCUGCCACCGCCUGCCUGACAGAGUGGAGCUCAGCCUCCCAGUCACUCCAGCGUCCCACCCAUUUGAUUCGGCGAUUCUCCCAAGCUAGCCCUAACAGCUGUGGCCCACAGGGGUGUAUUACUUUUUCCUCUGGUUCUCUGAAACAUUUUCGAGAGUAAGUAUUGGGGUGGCCAAAAAGUUCAUUGGCUUUUCCAUAAACAUCUCACAGAAAAACCUGAACAAAAUUUUUGGUCACCCCAAAGACUACAUACACCCGGUACAAAAUGCCAAGAUACAAAGGCUUCACAGUGAAAAGUUCUUUCCAAGUCUCCUAGCUCCCCAGCCCCCUCCUCAGAGGCCACCAGUGUUGUGAGUGUCUUGGAUCACCCUUCCAGAGAUGUGUCUCUGUGUGCGUGUGUGUAUACACACACACACAUAUGUGCAUGCAUACAUAUAGCCAGAGGAACACAAUACACACAUGUGCACACACAUGUUAAUGGCCUAGCUUACUCAACCAGUCCUUUAGGGAAGGGAAUUCAUGUUGUUUCCAGUUCCUCGUUAUUACAAGUAGUGCUGCUAUGGGGAAAGGUGGGUUUGGUUCAGGGGUGAAUUAGAAGAACUUCAGUGACACCACUUCAGUGCAAACACUGAUGUUGGGUCAACAGCACAUCCCAAUGAGGUUCUCCCCCAAAAGUCUUGGCAUUCUUCAGUUGAUUUACUUAUACAUGUAUCACCCCAUUCCAGAGAGGAAUUAAGAGCAGUUAGACCUGUCUAAUUGGAGGCCACUGGAGGAAGGGGAUCAGGGGAUGUGCAGAAGUAAUGCGGACCACCAUCCAGGUGCCAGGAAGUACAAAGUAUGUGCUUUGCUACGUUAAUUAGACUUAAGAGGUCUUUGCACAUGUGGAGCCUGCCUGUUUAUGCUGCUUCUAGGAACCCUGCAGCCACCACUGUGGAGAUGAGCCUGGGCUAGGCAGCUGCAUAAUGAGAGACACGUGGCAUGGCCAAAAAACAAAGUAAUCUUCAUAUGGAACCCCAAUAUAUAAAACAUGUUUAAAAGAGAAAAGCAGUCAUUUGUUAGCAUACAUUUAUCUGAUUAUUUUGCAUUAAUUCAUGCAAACAACACAAAAUUCAAAGGUACAAAAGGAUGUAUACAAUAAGACUUUUGUGCCCAGUGGACUGGAGAAAAGAUUGAAGUCUCAAGUGUUGGGGAAGAUGUGGGAUAGUAGUGGUAUGUAGACCGCUGUUGGAAUGUAAGUUGGCAUCAGCAUUUUGGAAAACAGUUUGAUAUGUUGUAGCAUAAUUGAAGAUGACAUAUUCGCCAAUCCACCAGUUACCAUUCUGGAGAAAUUUACACAUGCAUCCAGAGCAGGUAUCAGAAUGUCCGUAAGAUCACUGUUGUAAUAGCAUAAACUUAGAAACAACCCAGAUAUCCAUUCAGCUGGAGAGUGGGCAAGUUGUAGCAUAGAUAUUCUAGUUACCUAAUGCAUAGCGGAUCACCUCAAAACUUAGUGGCUUAAAUCAGUAAUCAUUUCCUGUGGUUCUGGGGGGUUGACUAUGCUCAAUAAGACUGUUGUAACUUGGGGCUCUCAUGUGCUUGGUGUAAGAUCUUGGCUGGGACUGGUGUCCUCUUGAAAGCCUCCUCAGUUGUCUGGUGGUUAGCCAGUACUGGUACUGAGAUAAAACCUCAGUGUGGGCUAUCAGCCAGGAUGCCUACAUACAGCUCCUCCAUGUGACCUGGGCUUCGUUACAACGUGGUGGCUGGAUUCAAAGUGCGCUCUUCUCGAGAGAGUCAGGGAAAAGUAUAUCACCUUUUCUAACCCAGCAUUGGAAGUCACCUUGCUUCACUUCUGCCACAGUCACUAGCCUGCCCAGAUUCAAGAGGGACCACAGGCCGUGGCUGUCAAGACAAGAAAGUCAAUAUCUCGUUGUAAGAGGGAUGAGAGAUCAUCUUGAAAAAUUAGACGUCAAUACUGGUUGUAUUAUGUAUUGAGUGUUGAUAUUAUACUUUGAUGAAAACUAAAGUUGUGCAUAUCAAUAUGAAUAAAGCAAAACAUUGAGUGGUAAAAGCAAA